Messenger RNA from Didymosphaeria variabile, 528 nucleotides. RefSeq lists its product as uncharacterized. The transcript is spliced from 2 exons. Bases 1 to 528 code for a protein of 175 amino acids. NCBI's taxonomy places the organism in Eukaryota, Fungi, Ascomycota, Dothideomycetes, Pleosporales, Didymosphaeriaceae. The record is from RefSeq and is a predicted model, not a curated record.
AUGCCUGCCUCUGUUGCCUCAGCGCCCGUGAGACGCACUCCGAACAAGGCCACCGCCGCGCGAAAGCCCGCAAGCACGGUCGGAAAGAAGUCGCAGAAUGCGACCAACGGCGCCGUAAAUGGCGCUCAGCAGCACGCUUCACCAUACACUAUCAUGGCAUCGCGCAUUGCGAACCGUGUCGCUGAGAUGGCCGAGAACAUGACGUUUAUCGAGCGCGAGAAGCCCAACACACAAUCACCUCCUCCCGCUGUCCAGUCACCGAAGCAGAAGAAGCCCCCGCGCAAGCUCGACAUCCGCGUGCCCAACAACGGCCAGUCGCCCACUAACAUCACCUUCUCCGCGCCUUUCCUCGACAACACGCUCUCCAAACUCUUGAAGCUCCAGAACAGGAUGCUAACGGUCAGCAACGACAUUGCCGCCAGCGAGGACGUGGACGAGCAGACCAAGCAAGAGCAAUUCGCGCAGAGCGCCGAAUUGUCGCGCAUCAUCGCUCUGAUCUGCGCAGAGAAGGCCAGACAGGGCGCAUAA